AUGCUGUUUUCAUUGCGACGUUGUUGGCGUUUAUUAAUUAUAUUAUUAACACCAUUAUUUCUUCUUCCAUUACCACUUUGUAUACAUUCAGCUCAAGCAAGAUGUGCUUAUAUUGUAUUACUUCUUACAGUUUAUUGGGUAUCCGAGGCGGUUCCUUAUGCUGUUACAUCUCUAUUUCCAUUAGCGUUAUUUCCUAUGCUAAAUAUUUUACCUGGAGAUGAAAUCGGUCAUAAUUAUUUUAAAGAUAUAACAACUUUAUUUCUUGGUAGUAUGACAUUAGCUCAUGCAAUGGAAUAUGUACAUUUACAUCGUCGUUUAGCAUUAUUUGUAUUAAGUUUUGUUGGUGCAUCAGUAAAAUGGAGUAUGGCUGGAUUAAUGUCUGUAACAGCUUUUAUUAGUAUGUGGAUCAAUAACUCAGCUGCAACGAGUAUUAUGUUACCUGUCGCUAUUGCUAUUGUUGAUCAACUUGAAAAUUAUGAAAAAGAAACAUUUAGUAAUGUCCAACCAGCACAAGAAAUGGUACCAAUAGAUACAGAUGUUGUGUUUGAUGUAAAAACAAUGACUGAAGAGGAAAAUGAAAAUAAAGGAAUAUUAAAUAAUACAAAUACGAAUAUGAACGAUGAAUUAACACCAUUUAAUAAUUCGCCAGGAGAUCAUCAUAAAUCAAUAUUUAAUUAUCAAAAAUUAAAAUGUGGUUUUCUCAUCGCUGUAGCAUAUAGUGCAGCACUUGGUGGUUUAACAACACUCGUUGGUACUGGUCCUAAUAUAUUUGUUAAAGGAUUUAUUGAUCAAAUGUAUGAAGAUGAUAAAAAAUUCAAAUUUGAAAUAUCUUUUGGUAAUUUUUUUCUAUAUGCAUUACCUAUUGGUUUAAUUAUGCUUAUAUUUUGUUGGUUAUGGUUACAAAUUUUAUAUAAUCGUAAAGAUUUUUUUCGUUGGAAAAAGGAUAAAAAUGAACAUGAACGAGAAAAACAUCUUCAAUCUAUUCUUAAACAACAAUAUAAAGAUUUAAAUUCUUUAACAUGGCAAGAAAUAAUUAUUAUUUGUCUUUUUAUUAUUUUAAUUCUACUCUGGGUUAUACGAGAUUUUUCCGAUGAUCGAUGGUUAAUUAUAUUUAAAAAAGAAUAUGCAACUGAUGGUACAAUUGCUUUAUUUAUUGGUACAUUACCACUUGUUUUACCUGAUAAAAAUCCAUUUCAAGAGAAUUGGCAAUAUAAUCCAAUUUUACCAUGGAAUCAUUUAUCGAAAACAUUUCCUUGGGGUGUAUUCAUGUUACAAGGUGCUGGUUUAGCUAUUGCUGAUGGUUUUAAAACAUCUGAUUUAUCAAGUACAAUGGCAACAUUUCUUCGUUUUAUAAUUGGUGCUCCACAAAUAAUUGUCAUUCUUUUUGUUAUUACAAUUAGUGCUAUAUUUACAGAAUUUACAAGUAAUCUUGCAUGUGCUAGUAUUCUAUUUCCAAUUUUACAUAGUAUUGCAACUAUAGCAAAUAUACAUCCAGUUUAUCUUAUUAUGCCAUCAUGUAUUGCUGUUUCAUUAUCAUUUAUGUUACCUAUAGCAACACCACCAAAUGCAAUGAUAUUAUCAAAUAAUAAUGUUAAAAUAACGGAUUUAAUAAAAGCUGGUAUUGGAAUAAAACUUUUUGGUAUUGUUGUUAUUUUUAUAGAAUCAAUUCUUUUAUUAACAUAUAUAUUUGGAAUUGAUGAAAUGACAACACUUUUUAAUUCAACUAUAUUAAUCAAUUCUACAUUAACCAAUUCUACAUUAAAUUAA
Molecule: messenger RNA, 1767 nt
Organism: Adineta steineri
Lineage: Eukaryota; Metazoa; Rotifera; Eurotatoria; Adinetida; Adinetidae
Source: the annotation of a GenBank genome assembly